AUGGCGAAGACGUACGAUUAUCUGUUCAAACUGCUGCUGAUCAGCAACUCGGGGGUGGGCAAGACCUGCCUCCUUUUCCGCUUUUCGGAGGAAGCCUUUAACACCACCUUCAUCUCGACCAUCGGAAUUGAUUUUAAAAUCAGAACGAUAGAACUUGAUGGAAAGAAAAUGAAGCUUCAGAUAUGGGACACAGCAGGUCAGAAAAGAUUUCGAACCAUCACGACAGCAUACUAUAGAGGAGCCAUGGGAAUCAUGCUGGUCUAUGACAUCACAAAUGAAAAGUCCUUCGACAAUAUUAAAAAUUGGAUAAGAAACAUUGAAGAGGAUGCCUCUUUAGACGUGGAAAGAAUGAUCCUGGGUAACAAAUGCGAUAUGAAUGACAAAAGACAAGUGUCAAAAGAAAGAGGGGAGAAGUUAGCAAUUGACUAUGGGACUAAAUUCUUGGAGACAAGUGCAAAAUCCAGUACAAAUGUAGAAGAGGCAUUUUUUACACUUGCACGAGAUAUAAUGACAAAACUCAACGAAAAAAAAAUGAACGACAGCAAUUCAUCAGGGGCAGGUGGACCAGUGAAAAUAACAGAAAACCGAUCAAAGAAGACCAGUUUCUUCCGGUGUUCGCUACUUUGAUGAACUUUUUUCUGAGAGACUGCAGCACACCUAGAGGACCCUUCCCUGCUUCUCUGAAAGCACAGGUCCCCCAG
Messenger RNA from Eptesicus fuscus (big brown bat), 701 nucleotides. Its product is annotated as ras-related protein Rab-8B-like. Gene Ontology annotation, biological process: protein secretion; regulation of exocytosis; Golgi vesicle fusion to target membrane. NCBI's taxonomy places the organism in Eukaryota, Metazoa, Chordata, Mammalia, Chiroptera, Vespertilionidae. The record is from RefSeq and is a predicted model, not a curated record. Gene Ontology annotation, molecular function: GTPase activity; GTP binding. Gene Ontology annotation, cellular component: synaptic vesicle; endosome; trans-Golgi network transport vesicle.